Messenger RNA from Motacilla alba alba, 618 nucleotides. Its product is annotated as flotillin-1-like. Gene Ontology annotation, biological process: positive regulation of cell-cell adhesion mediated by cadherin; protein kinase C signaling; positive regulation of endocytosis. The record is from RefSeq and is a predicted model, not a curated record. Bases 4 to 228 code for a protein of 74 amino acids. The transcript is spliced from 3 exons. Gene Ontology annotation, cellular component: plasma membrane. NCBI's taxonomy places the organism in Eukaryota, Metazoa, Chordata, Aves, Passeriformes, Motacillidae.
ACGAUGUUCUUCACCUGCGGCCCCAACGAGGCCAUGGUGGUCUCAGGUUUCUGCCGCAGCCCCCCGGUGAUGGUGGCCGGGGGCCGGGUGUUGGUGAUCCCGUGCCUGCAGCAGAUCCAGAGGAUCUCCCUGAACACGCUGAUGCUGCCCGUGCGCAGUGAGAAGGUUUACACCCGCCACGGGGUGCCCAUCUCCGUCACCGGCAUCGCACAGGUACCCCUGGAAUGAUCUAAAACACCGCCAAAAUCCCCCAAAAAUCCCCCUCUGGACCCCCCAAAUCUCCCUGGAACCCCCAAAUAUCCCAUGCCGGUGCCCCCAAAACCCCCCGGGAACUCCAAACCCACACUCUGAACACCCAAAAUCUCCUUGGAACCUCCCAGAAAGUCUCCGGCGUCUCCAAAUCCCUCCCGGGGCCCCCCAAAUCCACCCCUGGGGCUCCCCUGGCCGCACCACCAGGGUGGCGUUGCCCUUUUAAGUGAGUUUGUGGUGGGGUCAAUCUGAAGGACUUCUUAAAGCGGCGAUGGUCGCGGGAAGGGUAAAACACCGCGGGGGAGGGGAGGAGCCCUUUAAAGGGGGUUUGGAGUGGGGGGGCACACCGGGAACAUUGAAAGGGGUAAA